AUGACAGACCAAGAUUUCAUUUCAAUAGGACUGAAAGAGCCUUCCGACCUUGAUUUAUUAUCCAGUUGUGCAAAAGCACUCAAGGCACAUAUUGCAAAACAAACAAAUCAACACCAUCAUCUUCUACUUCGACAGAAUCUAUUUUACGAGCUAUCCAUGCUUAUGACUCUUAUCCGUAGAAACAAACCUGGUAGCAGUAGUCGGCCCCUUUCAAUGCCAAUUCAGUUACCUUCUUAUACACCACCACCCGAUUAUACUCUAAGUAUCAUGGGUAAACGUUUAGAAAGAUGUCAAUCGAUGAUUAUUCCCCGAGAAGAAGAAGGAAAAGAAGAAUUACCCGGAUAUACCUGUACUGUCUUUAAGAUGGGCUAUGUGCAUGUGAAAAGAGAAUUUGAUGCACCUAAUGUCAAGAGUAAAUGGAGAACUUGGAGAAAACUUUAUAUAGAAUUAUGGGGUACAAUGCUUCGUAUUUACCGUACACAACCUUCUUCUUCCAAGAACAAUAUGGGCUAUUAUCGCUGGCCUUUUCGAGCACCUUAUUACUAUUAUCAGAAAUACUAUUAUACGCCUAUUCUUACCGUUUCUUUAGCAGGUGCUGAAGCAUCAAGGGCACUAGACUACUUUAGGCGACCUAAUGUACUCAGAUUGACGACACAACAAGGUCCACAAUUCCUGAUGAAGCUAUCUUCUCAUGUUGAGAUGAUAUCAUGGAUUGAGCACCUUCAAGCAGCUAUCAAUAUUUCAUUGGAUUUAGAACAACGUCCUAUGCCCAAAUUCAUUACAAUUCCUACUCGAGGCUUAGCUACGGGUGCCUUGGAUCCAAGAUCAAUUGAACUUGAAAGGGCUCGUGAACAAAGAAGAAGAGAUCAACGUGAAGUGUUGAUUUAA
Messenger RNA from Gilbertella persicaria, 888 nucleotides. RefSeq lists its product as uncharacterized. The record is from RefSeq and is a predicted model, not a curated record. Bases 1 to 888 code for a protein of 295 amino acids. Lineage: Eukaryota; Fungi; Mucoromycota; Mucoromycetes; Mucorales; Choanephoraceae. The transcript is spliced from 5 exons.